CGCUCGUUUGCACGAUCUGACAUUUUUAUUCAUAAAUAGCCUCCAUUCACAUCUCUCUGACGUUCAUCAAGCCUCUGACGAAACCUGCUCUUAUAAGAUUCACUGUAACUUUGGCUCACUCUGAAAUGUGUUGUUCCGCUCCUCUCCUGAGGCUCUUUGUAGUGUUGGUGCCAGUUCUGCGUCCGGCUGAUUUACCAAGGUCUCAAUGAAUUUCGGAUCCUUAGAGAUACAACGACUUUAGCAGAGAGAAGAUGCACAUCCACGUGGAGGGGCUGGUGGCGAUUGUCAUCUUCUACCUGCUGAUCCUUUUUGUGGGAAUUUGGGCAGCAUGGAAGAACAAGAAUUCUGGCGUGGUGGAGGGAGUCGAUCGCAGCGAGACCAUUAUGGUCGGCGGAAGGGAUAUUGGAUUAUUUGUUGGCGCGUUUACCAUGACCGCAACUUGGGUCGGAGGUGGUUAUAUUAAUGGCACAGCAGAGUAUGUGUAUCUUCCCGGGUACGGCUUGGCAUGGGCUCAGGCUCCCUUUGGAUACGCGCUCAGCCUCGUUUUGGGUGGCCUUUUCUUUGCCAAACCCAUGCGCUCCCGGGGUUAUGUUACCAUGCUUGACCCCUUCCAGCAACUGUACGGCAAAAGGAUGGGAGGUCUGCUGUUCAUCCCUGCGCUAAUGGGGGAAAUUUUCUGGUCAGCCGCCAUCUUAUCUGCCCUUGGUGCUACACUGAGUGUAAUCAUUGACAUCGACAUCAAUAUGUCUGUGAUCAUUUCGGCUCUGAUUGCCAUUUUCUACACGCUGGUGGGAGGUCUCUACUCAGUGGCCUACACUGAUGUUGUCCAGCUCUUCUGCAUCUUUAUAGGACUGUGGUUGAGUGUUCCUUUUGCUCUCUCGAACCCUGCGGUGUCUGACAUCGGAGUGACAGCAGUGAAGCAGCUCUAUGCUAAUCAGACUGCAUGGCUUGGGAAGAUAGAAAACACUGACAAAUGGAUGUGGGCUGACAACUUCUGUCUUCUGAUGUUGGGGGGGAUUCCCUGGCAGGUGUAUUUUCAGCGGGUUCUGUCUGCCUCUUCAGCUACCUAUGCUCAGGUUCUCUCUUUCCUGGCUGCUUUCGGUUGCAUCGUCAUGGCUGUUCCCUCUGUUCUUAUUGGAGCUAUUGGGGCAUCCACAGAUUGGAACCAGACGUCCUACGGACCAAUUCCUCCCAUGCAAAAGGACCAGUCUGACAUGAUUUUACCAAUCGUGUUACAGCACCUGUGUCCAAGCUAUAUAUCCUUUUUUGGUCUGGGGGCAGUUUCUGCUGCAGUGAUGUCAUCAGCUGACUCAUCCAUCCUAUCGGCCAGCUCCAUGUUUGCUAGGAACAUCUACCAGCUUGCUUUCCGCCAAACGGCUUCCGACCGUGAGAUUGUGUGGGUCAUGCGGAUCACUAUUUUUGUGUUUGGAGCUCUUGCGACAGCCAUGGCUCUUCUGACUGGGACCGUUUAUGGUUUAUGGUACCUGAGCUCUGACCUGGUCUAUGUCAUCAUCUUCCCCCAACUUCUCAGCGUUCUCUUUAUCCGUGGCACCAACACUUACGGCUCCAUAGCUGGAUACAUAUUUGGGUUGAUCCUGCGCAUUGGUGGAGGGGAACCUUAUCUCAAACUGCCUCCAUUUAUCUACUACCCUGGAUGGACCAUUGAGGAAAAGGUUCACCACGUCACCCACGAAGUGGAAUACCUAGUGAUGCAGAGGUUUCCCUUUAAGACCAUUUCCAUGCUGGCCUCAUUCCUAAGCAACGUGGCCUUUUCUUACCUGUUUAAGUACCUAUUCGAGAGUGGCACUUUGUCAGCUAAAUAUGAUUUCUUGGAUGCAGUGGUGGCCAAGCACAGUGCUGAGAUAAUGGACAAGACCACACUGGUGAACAGGAACAUCAUUGGGCUGAAUGAAAUGGCCCCUGUCAAACCAAGGCUAAGUGUCACUUUAGCUGCCGCCUUCACUAGGAAAGAAACCUUGACCGAAGAAGACGACUCAAGUCCAGAAUCGCCAAGUCACGAAAACGAGUAGAGGCCAAUCCCGAGAACAAUCUCCAGAGGGCAUCUCUCUUUCACAAUGUGAAGGACAGUGUUUUUCCCUUAUUGGUCAAGAUAUCUUCAGCAGGCAUAACAUUAUCUGUUUAUUUUACACCCCAUGACUGGAAUUUCUAUCACUGCUUUCAGAGGAGAAUGGGAUAUGAAAUGGAACAGUGAAUACAACAACAGUGAUUCUGGUGGUUUGGGUAAAGUAGGAAAAAACUUGCUGGUGUUUCUUUCCCUGAGAGGCUCUUCGACUCAUGUUGGUAUGUACAAAACCGGAGUGAAUUUCCUUUCCCUUUUACAAAUGUUUAGAUGCUGUGAUAAGAGCCAGAUAACAAUUAAUAAUCAUUUUUUUCAACCUGGAUACAGUUCAGUCCAGAUAAAAAAUAUAACAAUGACUACAAUAUAUGCGAUUAUAGAUAUUAAAUAAAUAAUAGGUGUACAUUCAUGUGUUAUGCCAUUAUGUAUGUCAGAAUCCCAUGGUAGAUAUUAGUGCAGAUUAUCUUGUAGUACUGUCAUAGAAAUCAAAUGAAGCUCAACAAUUAUAAGCUGUUUCAUAAAUAAGUCAAUAUAACAAGUGAUGUGCUUCCCAUCUACAAAAUACCUUUAACUGUGACACACGUGGAAAUUUUCAUAUUUAUAGUGCAAUAUUAAGAUGAACGGGAAAACAAGGAACAUGGAGAAAAUAUACGCCUUAACUAGCUACAUUGAUUACAGUAUAUGGAGGUGAUUGGACAUAUGCAAAUACAGUUCGUCACGUUGUUGUACUUGAACAUGAAUGUAGCUGCAAACGAUUUACCACGUGUAAAACCUCCGGGGUGUGAGCUGUGUUAUUUCUGUGUUUUGCAAAGUCAUAUAUAUAUAUAUAUAUAUAUAUACAGUAUAUAUAUCUUAAAAAGUCAUUGUACCUCGUUCCAGGGUGAGCCAGUUGCUGUGUUAUUUUGUUGGCUUUAACAAAACUGAAUUUUGUGUAGUGUGUGUGUUUAUAUUCCAAUGUAUAUAACUGUCCAAUAGAUGUAAAGUGUCACUUUACUGUGCUAAUAUAUUUAUUUGGCUUGGUUGGAACCAGCAAUAUGAAUCUAUAUUUAUUUAUUAAUUGUGGCCUAAAACAGAUUAAA
Triplophysa rosa is the source of this 3156-nucleotide messenger RNA. RefSeq names its product solute carrier family 5 member 7a (gene slc5a7a). The record is from RefSeq and is a predicted model, not a curated record. Gene Ontology annotation, molecular function: choline:sodium symporter activity. Gene Ontology annotation, biological process: neuromuscular synaptic transmission; acetylcholine biosynthetic process; transmembrane transport. Gene Ontology annotation, cellular component: perikaryon; plasma membrane; dendrite. The coding region runs from base 252 to 2030 and encodes 592 amino acids. The transcript is spliced from 9 exons. Lineage: Eukaryota; Metazoa; Chordata; Actinopteri; Cypriniformes; Nemacheilidae.